ACAGGCUCCCCGCUGAGCAGGGAGCCCGAUGGGGGGCUCGAUCCCAGGACCCUGGGAUCAUGACCUGAGCUGAAGGCAGACGCUUAACGACUGAGCCACCCAGGCGCCCCUAACCUUAACUCUUUUUAAGCCUUGACUACACAUGCACCGAGCCCGGUGCUUAUAGCCGUGGUUACAUGAUUUUGUAUUACUGUCUUCCUGUUGCGGAUAAAGGGACUGACCUGAGAGGUAUUUAAAUAAUGUCUUCAAGGUCGUAUGGCUAAUUCUAUAGAUGAGGAAAGAGAUGUAUCAGAAGGGUAGAAUGGCGGUCCCAUGGUGACUCAGCUAACUCUCGGCAGAGCCUGCAAUAGAACCCCGGACUUAGGACAUCAGGUCCUGGUUCCUUUGCACUCAGACAUGCUGCUGCUUGGGGACCAUGAGGCACUGGGAAAUUACCAGAAGGGCUUUAGAGGGUGGGGAGACACCCAGUCAGCCUGUGCAGUGGUGGUCAGGAUUCCAAGGGAGGACGGGAGCCCUAGACGCCCCACAGUGUCCAGGGAAGGAUGUAAGUAGGGCGCGGUAGGGGGAGGUGGUGGUAAUUGAGUUAAUGAAGGGGCCACCUAGAUGGUGAGGAGGGGAGAAAGAGACCCGAUCUGGCAAUUAGGGCCUGCACAGAAGAAUGCCCAUGCCUCCUACCGAGCUUGGGAACACGGGGCUUCUAUGGGAUUUGGCUAGCACGCAUGAACACCCGCAGUGGGAGAUGCACAUACAGAGGCCCUCAGAGGGUUCACCAGGUAGCUGGGAAGACAGAAGGCGAAGCCUGGUCCUCCAGAACAUGGCCGGGUGUCACAAGACCUGGGUUCUAGUUCAGGCUCUGUCAAUAGCUGGCUUUGUGACUGGGGGGCAGUUGCUCUGACCCUCUAGCUCCUACAUCGUAGGAUUAGCGUGUGCCCAGAGCCCCCGGUGGAGUUGGUCUAAGACCAAUGGUUUGGUACACGAUGGCCCACUGCCAGUUUUGUGUGGCUUGUGGGCUAAGAAUAGGCUUUAUACUUUUAAAUGGUUGGGGAAAAAAAUAAAAAGAAGAGGAAUCUUUUGUGCCACAUGAAAAUGAUAUGAAAUUGAAAUGUCAGUGUCCAUAAACGAAGCUUUAUCAGCACACAGCCACACCCGUUCAUUUACCUGCUGUCUGCGGCGGCUGUCACACCCCAAGGGCAGAGCUGUGGACUUACGACUGACCCCGUGGCCAGCAAAACUGAAAAUAUUGGCUAUCUGGCCAAUAUUUACAGAAAAGGCUUGCUGGCCCCUGGUCUAGAACCUGUGUACCUCCCGGGGUCUGGAGAAGCAAUGGUCACAGAAGCCCCUGUGAACCUAGCCCCCCCUGAACGCAGCACCGUCGGCAGCUCGACAGCUGACAGCUUCAUCUGGCAGCCAAACUCGGCCAACAUGCAUGUCCUCAGGCCCAAGUCCGCCAAGGGACGGACGCGGCCCAGUCUGCACAGACCACAGGGCACAGAGCUGUGCCCUCACCGCACGCCAGCCUCCCUCCCUCCAGCCAUCCCCUGCGAGUCGCCAAGCGGCCGGAGACCGGGAGCCUGCGCACCCAAGUCUCCAAACUCGGGAGCUCCUGAUGAGAUCCCUGAGCUGCUGCAACAGGUGCCAGGUGGUGCAUCCUCUUCUCUCAAUAAAUACCCAGUCCUCCCUUCCAUCAACAGGAAGACCCUGGAGGAGGGGUCUGUGGAAGCAGUAGCUAAAAAGGCCGGCUCCCUGCAGCUGGGCAGCAUCCAGGCUCUUGACCAAGAGGAGACUGGCACUGUGAAGACAAGUGAAGAAGAUUCCAGAGCUCCUGCUUGUUCCCCAGAGAGGAAAGUCAUCGUCGAGACCAGGAGACAGACCUCCCCCAGGGCUGGGGACGUGGAGGAGACAUCAGAUCGAGAGCCGAGGCUUCUGCUGGCCAUCAGAUCGCCGUCGGGCCAAAGGUUCGUUCACCAUUUCCGGCCCACCGACGCCUUACAGACCGUUGUGGCCGUGGCCGAACACCAGAACCAGGCCAGCUACCAGCCCUGCAGUAUCACAGUGAUGGGGGUGCCCAGGAGACGUUUCUUUGACCUCACCAGAUCUCUGCAGGAGUGCAAAAUCCUGCACAAGUCGGUGCUGGGCAUUUCUCAGGAAGAAGGGGAGGGGGAGCCCUGAGUCCACAGUCCCCCAGCUGGGAUCCUGGGUCUCUGAGUAAGGAGCACGCUUGGGUGCUGUGGCCUUCCCGGCAGCUCGGUACCAAGUGCCAUGUGAACCUGGUGCGGCUGUGAUCCUUGGGACUCAUCUUCACAGCCCCUCCUCUGAAGGAGUGAAGUUUGCACAUGCGCCAAGCACACUGAGAAGGUUCUCCUCCAGUCGUUAAAUUGCCUCCACCCCUGGAGUGGACUGGCAAGUUACCAGGGCUGUUCCUGUAACCACGGUGACCAGGUCUUCCCCUUCCCCGAGUUCUGGGUCCUUUCUGGAGCACCCGCUUGCCUUUACAAUGAACUCUCACUCUCUUGAAGCCAAUGGUUUGCCUUUCUGUAUUUGAUGCAGGAUUAAAUACUUCCCAGAGAGGAUUCUAGUCUGGUAAAUAACCAGGGCUCAGGAAAUGUCAAACUGGCAUUUGUAUUUCUUGCAAACAUCUUUAAGAAACAGGCAGUUGACACUAUCUUGGAAGCAGCCCCUUUGCUGGGCUUGGGUGGCUAGCGUUUCUUGGGGAUUACUGUUUGUGUGAUGUGGCUUCAGAGGAGAGAAGUCUUUUGCUAAUACAAAUCCCCCAACACAUCAACGUUUCUGAAAUAGUCUGAGAGCUAGAAAGUAAACUGCUUGCACCACCAUGGGUUAGCCAAGUAGCCACUUUUAAAUAGAGAAAAAGUAGGUUGGCAAAUAUCGGUGGCUACUCUCUGUAUGCAGUACUCUUCCCAAACUGAGAAACACCGCUGUAAUCUGAUUUCCUUUGCUUUUGUCACUAAUGGAAUCUUUUUGUUUUUAAACUGUACAAACCUACAAGUCUGUACAAGUUUGCCCCGAAGGCCCCCUUGGCUUAUCUGGGUAUGGAGACGUGGUUUCAGUGUCUCGCCUCCUUCCAACAGAGACUCCCUGGAGCGGGGACCACAGUGCCCCUGUUCUGUGAUUUCGGAACCUCCGGGAGGACAAGGGUGCCUCCAUCGGGCGUCACUUGGCUGCACCUGUGCUGAGAGACCAUGUGCCCUCGUGUCUGUCUGAUUGAAUGCCUUAGCCCGUAGCUGUGUUGAAGACCAUGGGCUCUCGGCUUUCCAACUCUGAAGUGGUGAUGUGGACAAUUUGCCAAAGUUCUCUUGUAUUGGGAGUUCAGCAAGCCUUCCAGCUCUCCCUCAGGAUCCUCUUUGUAGUCAAAUCACCAUUCAGAGUAGGGAAGCUGGUCCCUCAAGAGCUCAGCCAUCACGAAGUGCUGAGUACGGAUGUGCUCUCCCUGCCCCUGGGUACACAGAGAAGGCAGGGGUUCUAGACGCCUAUCAGCGUGGCAGCCUCAGCAGCAAGUGCGUCUUGUACCUAGAUAAGGAAGGCAGCUGGAAAUGUUAAUUCCAGCAACUUGAUACUCAGCCAUGGAGAUUAAUGCCAACAUCAUUUCCUCUAAAGAAGGCUCGCCUUGUCCUUCCUGCAUCCCACACCACCCAGAUCACUCGAGAGUGGGUUCUUUCAGAAUGUGUGGUCCAAUUUCCUAAUACCAGCUUGGUUGCAAAGGUCAGUUGGGGCUUGCAGGGCCUCGGGCAGGCACAUGCAGCUGGCCACCUCUCCCAACCAGCGACCAUGGCAGAGGGGACUGGGGGGUCGAGCCCGGUACUCUCAGUACAGACGUUUACCUCCCACCCAGGACUCAGGUGCAUAUCUGCCUCUGAUCUAGGAGGCUGGGGGAAGAUCCUCCCCAAAAAUCACACCUACUCUAUGGUAAGAAUAAAAUCCCACCCACCUGGGACUCGGUAAUUUCUCCAGGCAGGAAAUCUGUAGAAAACUUCAGUGAAACGGAGCAUGCUCAAGGGAGCUAGAAUCUUCUGCACUUAGGGCUUUGCUGCUGCAAUUUAGCUUGGAAUUUGGGGUGGCAAAAAAAAAGUGGAAGGCAUGAAACACAGAAAUAUUGUAGGGUAUCUUAGGACAUGUGAAUAAAGCUAGAUUUGAGCCACCCUAAUAAACUUCUUUGGGACACAGGGAUGAUGACACAAUAAAAAUUGAUUUGUGUGAAACCGAGUCAGUGGAGAAGCACGGCUUCUAUUUUAGUGCAGGACUCUGGCCACGGUGCUCUGGCGGACAGAGGGGCUCACCCAACCUCACCUUCUUGGGAAAGCACUGGACUCUGCUGUGAAAUCCAAGUCCUCGUCCCCAGGCACCCUGGCUACUCACCCUUCCCAUAGCUCUUGCUUUUAGGUUACAGGAUAGCACCAAGCUCUGUGUGGCAAGAGUCUCCUGAAUUUCCCCUAAAAAUCAUUCCGAGUACUCUCCUUCGGAGUUUGGCAAGAGUAGCCUCCAUCAGACUGUCAGAGGGAUGACUCUGUAGGUGGCACGGUCAUGUGGGCACCCUGGUCUCAUGGGUGGCCUUGGGUGACCACUUUGUAGUCACAGACCUCACUCAUUCAUUGAACCAGUGGUCACUGAGGACCUACCCUGUAUCACACAUGGGUUACUGGCACUGGCGUCCCACCAAGGGACCACUGGCAAGGAAAUGUGAGCCACCUCGGGACUCUCAACUCCAACCCGACCGAGUUGGAUGGCUGUAGAUUUACCUGAGAAGGGCCCUGGAGUGAAGAGCAGAUAGGCUCUUGCUGUCUCCUCGCCGGCCCUGUGGGAAUGCAAAGGCGAGUCCUCCCCCACCUUUCUAGCGACAGCACCAGGAAUAGUGGUCAUUCGGGACGUGAACUUUGCAUAGGACAAAGCUUCAAGACCGGUUUUCCCAGCAUCUCCCCUGAUAUGGUCUAAGAGGUAAAUUAGUCCUGGCAGCAGAAGGAACAGCAGGAGAAACAAGUGACUCAUCAUCUAGAAGCCCCAAAAUUUUCACCAACAGAUGGCAGGUGGUUUUAACACAACAGUCCUUGCCCUGAAAGUACCUGGGGAUCCAGCCACCAGCCGGUAAGCCAGGGCAGUCCUGAUGAAGAGAUGCAGGUGAACUUGACUGUGGGCCAGCAGUCGCUCCAGAGAUCCCGCAGAAAAUAUUCCACAAGCAAAGAAACGUAGACAAGCCUUGAGGUUUCCAUUACCAUGAAAAACCUUAAAGUCUAGUGACCAAUAACUGUCCCAGGCAUGCAUUACAAAAGGAGGCACUCCAGGAACCAAGUUUCGCUUUUGUCCCUGUGCUUUACCACCAUGUCCAGUGGGUUUCUAGUGUCAAAUAAAGCCAUGCUGCCCCAAGGGGCAAAAAUUUCUCUUUACACAGUUUUUUAGUAAGUUGAGAUAAAAGGGUGCACAGUUUCCUGUAGUUUGAGGUGUAUCUUUGACGAGACUUUUAUAUGGUAAGAGGAUCUACUUUCCUACCUUUUAAACGGGGUUGCAAAGAAAACUAGAUGAUUCAACUUCAGCCUUAGUUGGGAGUCAGUCUGCGAACCAAGCAGGAACAUCUGUUUCCAUAGUGCACGGCGAAACACACCACCAUCAAGUGCAAGGUCUGGAGCCCGUUCACCCUCGCCCGGAGCCAGAACCAGCCCAAACCCAGCCAAGGUCAGAGGCCACUGCAGGGGAGUUGGCAAAACCCAAGUGGAGCCUCCUUUUGGUGACUCACUCACGCACAAGACAGUAACUGACGUUGUAAAAAUAAAAUUGGGUGUUUGGUUUUGCGUCUGCACGGGUGAUGUGACAUUUUCCCUUCCUGAGUAGGGCAGCGUCUGGCGGCCCUCUCUGACACCCCUCUGUGUUCCUCUAUCUUCACACCGUGGAGGAAGCGGCAUUGCUCCUGAACGAUUUAUACGGAAGAUCAGAUCUCCGGAGGUAUUUUUGGACACACUUGAAUCCUAUCCCAGGAGGCUGAACCACUGAUAGGACAACUGCUGAUGGGUAUGGUUAAGCAAGCCUCGCUCCGAAGGUCUGCUAUGCUGGCGGGGGCGGGGGGGGGGCACUCUGGGUGCUGUGUUGAGAGUUGACGGCGGGGGUCUGGGUGGGAGAUGGAAGGCCAGCUCUGGCCAUUGCCAGUGACAAGGCAAGAGAUGACCUGGGCCAGAACAGCAACCAUAGAUGUCGUGAGAGGUGUCAGAUCCUGGACACAUUGUCGGUUAAGGGGGGCAAGAAAAGGCAAGAUAGCUUUUGGGAUCUACCCAAGUGGAUGUCACUUGACCAUAUCACCACGGGGCACUCUUCCUGCAAAAACGAGCAAACAAACACGUCAGCCACGAACCUGUGCUGGGCAGGGAGAAGCACCGACCGGCAAAAAUAUUCGUAGGAAAGAAGUGCAUGAGUGCUUUCGGAUAAAGUGUACAGAGGAUCCCAAAGCCAUUGAUGGCUUUAAUUGAGAAGAGAUGAAACUGAAAUUGUCGCUCUUUCACUGAACAUCAAUUAAUCACCAUCUACAUCUUAGGGUAUGAUUCCUGACCAAGGUUCCUUAAUAAACCUGGCUCCAAUAAAAUAACACAUUGUU
This is a messenger RNA of Zalophus californianus (California sea lion), 6589 nucleotides long. RefSeq names its product UBX domain protein 10 (gene UBXN10). NCBI's taxonomy places the organism in Eukaryota, Metazoa, Chordata, Mammalia, Carnivora, Otariidae. Gene Ontology annotation, molecular function: protein binding. The coding region runs from base 1324 to 2169 and encodes 281 amino acids. The transcript is spliced from 2 exons. The record is from RefSeq and is a predicted model, not a curated record.